GGGUCAGGCCGAGGAAGCACCACGCUGCCCGGACUGAGGGAGGGAAGAAGCUCAAGAUGUGAGGGGGGCAAAGAAGCCCCUCGCCCCCGCUCUCGGAGAGAAUGGCCAUAAAGGUUAGGAAGAAAAGUGAUUCUGAGGACGCUGUGCAGAGCAAAGUUAAAGGUACUACCGGAAACCAGAUUAUUGUAAUAGAUGACAGUGAUGAUGGCAGCUACUGUGAUUUACAAAGUAAAGUCAAGGUGAAGAAAAAGAAGCAAUUGGUGAAAGGAACAGGCUCAGAUCGGAAAGGUGCAAAGAAGAAGAAGAAAAAGAAAAAAGUUGACUCUGAGUUAAAGUACAAAGUAUGUGUAAACCUUCCCAUUAUUACAGAAUGUAACUCAGAUUCAAAGUUGUUAAAAGAAACGGAGAAGAUAUCUGGGACACUCAAGAAAAAGGGAGAUCGAAGACUUUCUCAUGAACGAGAGGGCUAUUAUGAGGAGGACCCUAGCGAAGAAGUGUCAAAAGAACAGCAGGGGGGCCAUUUUCUCACUGGGAAGGCACGCAAAAGGAAUAUUCCUGACAGCCAUGGAGGCGAUGAUGAAUUUACCGCAAAGAAAAAGAGGAAAAGAGAGAAAAAGAGGAAGCACAACCCUGCUUGCUCCUCAGGGUUACAUUGUGGAGACAUUGAGGAUGAGUCUAAAAAACAGAUUCCACAGGAAAUGUUGUUCUCCAACAGAAAAAAGGCUCUUACCCAGAAUGCUCAAGGGGACAGUGCUGUGAUGAAGAAAAAGAAAGUUGCCUGCUGUUUAACCUCCAUGGGAGAUCAAAAGAGGAGUAAUGGAAUUUCAGAUAAUGGCAUUGUCGCUGACUGCCAAUUGCAAGGAGGACAGAGUUGCAAGGGGAGAGCUUUUGGUUGCAAGCAACUUCAAGAGGAUGUGGUCUACAUAUCAGAAGAAGAAAGCAAACUGACCAAGAAGAAGAAGAAGAAGAACAGGUUGAAGAAGGAAAAAGUUGCAUUUCUUUGUUCUUCAGCCAAUAACCAGGGAAAUCAGGCUGACGUUUCUGAUGAAAAUCUUAAAAAAGCCAAAUCUAAAAAAAAGCCAGUUGUUGGUAAUGGCAAAACAGGUCUGAUCCCAGACUCUAAAGGAGCCAGUAAAGUAACUAAAAAGAAGAAGAUCCAAGUGGAAGUUGUAAGGGGUCAUCCAGCUCUUUUAGUGGACGACAAAGACGGGUCAACGAAUGAGCGAAAGUCUGCAGAGAAGAGAAGGAAAAAGGAAACGAAAAAACCCAAAGGGGCACAGAAUGGCACAGCAAGGAGUGAUGAUGGUAGAUUUGAGAAUGGCAGCAAGCGGCAUGUCAAGAAGAGGAAAGACAGGGACCACGAAGGCGUCCGAGAUAUUUUGGAAGAGCCCACUUUGAAGAAAGCAAGGAUAAAGGCAGAAGCAAAGGGAAAGGAAGAUGAAAUCAAAGUUGUGGCAUUUAAGAAAGGGAACUGUGAUGAGAUAAAUAUAGACAAGAUGAGACGGCAGGCUCUUCAAGAAGAGAUUGACCGGGAAUCAGGCAAAACGCAGGCCAUCAAGGAAGAAGGCGACUUGGACGGCCAUUUUGGCCAGUGGAGCACAGCGACGUUUGAAAGUUCAGAGCGUAAAACCAAGUUCCUCAGACUGCUGGGUGGAUUUAAGAAGGGUUCUGCCUCCGCUCCAGAUUUUCUGGCCCCUGCCCCCAAACUAAACAUGGCGCUGGGCAAGAGCCGAGAGCAAAACCUGCAGCGGAACCUACAGGCGGAAUUCGAGAAGGCGGUAGAGUGGAAGCACCGCAGAGGCCUUGGCCUCGGAUUUCAGCCGGCUCCGCAGAAGCGUGUGCACAUAGAUAAAUAUGCUUCCAAAUCUAUCAAAUUCGAAGUCUAAACUGUCGGGAAGGAAAGGACAUCCCUUCUCUUUGCAGCGUUCUUUGCACUUGCCAAUGGAAUGACCGACCUGUGUAUCAUUGCAUCUUUGGCCCUGUGUUGUUCAUGGACAUGUGAGUAAUAUCCUGCUGAAGACUUGAGUCCAUUACCUUUCGGCAGCUAAUGUUUGUCGAUGUGCGUCCAACCGGUUGUUGCAGCUGGUGGGGGAGAUAUUGGAUGAAGAUGGAGCCCACUGGUCCUUUAACGGGUUACCUGAUAGCUGUGAAACCUUUUGCUUUCUGAGUGUACGGUUUUUGGGAGCCCAUCCAAUCCUCAUUCUUGAAUGCCACUGUUUUUAUUGUUUUGGAAGUAUCUUCUUCCUUUUUGUGAGCAUCAUUCAAAUUCUUAUAUGCGAUUAUCUGAGACGUUACAGGAGUGGGCAACUUCUGGCUCUCUACAAGUUUUGGCCUACAACUCCCAUCAGUCCUAGCCAACAUAGGCAACGGUGAGGGAUCAUGGGAAUUGCAGUCCCAACCUCUGGAGGGCCACAAAUGGCACGACCCUGACAUAUUAGGAUGGAGGCCCUCUUCUUUGGAUACAGCUCUCUUUUCUAAAGCAAACGCAGUUAAGGAUUUGGCCUCAACUCUUUAUUCAUGUUAACAGUACUGGGCUGUUUUAUGUGUACCCAUGUCUGCCGCGAUGACAUCUUUAUGACCCGAUCCUAAUCUCUGAAAUCUCCAUCACCAAAGAGACCAGCAGGCACAGCUCUGAACAUGCUGAAGCAGCCAAAGCCAAGAUAAACAGAGCCAGAUGUUUGAGUACAGAUGGGUAGCAAUGAAAUGUCAACUGCA
Messenger RNA from Elgaria multicarinata webbii, 2715 nucleotides. It is a transcript of the gene KNOP1, whose product is annotated as lysine rich nucleolar protein 1. The record is from RefSeq and is a predicted model, not a curated record. The coding region runs from base 102 to 1886 and encodes 594 amino acids. The transcript has 5 exons. NCBI's taxonomy places the organism in Eukaryota, Metazoa, Chordata, Lepidosauria, Squamata, Anguidae.